AUGGCGAAGACCCCUGCUGACAUCACAGAAGUGGAGAACUACCGAACAGCGAUGCGUAAAAUGGCAGAGGACAUCAUAGCCCUGAGGACCCAGGUGGUAACCUUGGGGACGGACAACAGCCAACUCCGUAGUGAUCUCACGCUGCACCAGGACCUAGGGCGCCACUUAUUGGACGAUACUGAUGUCGACGUCAUGACCAAGGCAGAGGUCGCUGACCGGAUAGCCUCUCUGAAGUUGAAACUGGCCAGUGAGAGCAGCAAGGCUUCAGCUCAGAGAGACAAGAUACAACAGCUACAGAAUGAUCUGAUCAGGAAGAAUGACAGUGAAAAGGAGCUGCUGCGUCUCCAGAGAGCUCACCAGCAGCAACAGACCGUCCUACAGCGAUUCCACAGGACUGUCUCCAAGACUGCAAACCUGGAGGCCACUGUUCAACAGCAGGAGAAGAUCAUUGAGAAGAUGGAGAAGCUUCUGGACAACACAUUGGCAGAGAAGAGCAAGGACAAUGCAGAGAGGAAGAUGAAGAUGAAACCAACAGGUGAGACAGGAGAGUUUUCAGAGAGGAAGUUGAAGAUGAAACCAACAGUAGGCGAGGAGGAUAACAGGAAGGAGAUAGCGGCAGCAGCAGAGAACAGUCGACUCAGAGGAGAACUGGACAAGAUACAUCCCCAACCUCCACAAGCUGCCAUCAUCAUACAGCCUGCACAGGUGUUCCCAGACAGAGAGAGGCUGAGUCUGCUCAGUAAGCUGGAGAAGGCUGAGACCAGAGUACGAACACUUGAGAAACAGCUGGAAGAUAACUCAAAGCGAUGGGGCAGACAGAAACAAGACAUGCUGACCAGACUCAGUGAACACAUCUACGGUUUGGAUCGCACGUCAUCCACCAUCGUCCAUGAUCUACCCCUGAAGAGCCUGACCUCUGACCUCCCUGCUACCUGUGUGUCUGUCUCCUUCAGAAGAGUGUGUCAGAUUCUGUGCUGGAGCGUACCCGACAAAGAGAGCUGAAGCCGGUGAAGAAGUGACCCUACCUCCCAUACUUGACCUCUAACCCCCGACUACCUGUGUGUAUGUCUCCUUCAGAAGAGUCCGACCUCUAACCCCCGACCUCCUGGCUACCUGUGUGUCUGUCUCCUUCAGAAGAGUCUGACCUCUAACCCCGACCUCCUGACUACCUGUGUGUCUGUCUCCUUCAGAAGUCUGAACUCUGACCCCCGACCU
This is a messenger RNA of Oncorhynchus masou masou (cherry salmon), 1215 nucleotides long. RefSeq names its product coiled-coil domain containing 33 (gene ccdc33). Lineage: Eukaryota; Metazoa; Chordata; Actinopteri; Salmoniformes; Salmonidae. Gene Ontology annotation, cellular component: peroxisome. The transcript is spliced from 9 exons. Bases 1 to 1002 code for a protein of 333 amino acids. The record is from RefSeq and is a predicted model, not a curated record.